GCCUGUUUAUUACAUUCAAAACACUUGAAUCGAAAGGAACCCUACGCUGAACCCUCACCCUCACUCUCACUCUUAGCCGCCACAUAGCUUGAGGUGGUUCAAGCCAUGGCUCAGGGUGAGCUCUCCGCCGUAACACUCGGCUCCAAGGGUUCAUCCCUCUCUUCCUCCUCCGUCUACGCCGUCGCCACCGGCCGCUCUCAAGUGCGGAUCGAUUCAUCUCUUCUCGACAGACUCUCCUCAACUACCUCCAUCAAGCACACCUUCUCCAUCCCCGAUUUCCUAACCCUAGAACAGUCCAGAGCCUUCCUUCUCGUCCUUCUCAACAAGCUCCUCCACUGCUCCAACUCCCCCGGCCCCGUCAUUCCCCUCCGCAUCUCCGAAUCCCUCAAUUCGAACCCUGAAAGCUUCCAAUUCGAGGAACUCGACGCCACCGAGGAUGAGCUCCACGCGAUUACCACCAGCACCGCGUGCUCCGCAUUGCUGGCGGUUUCAGCCAUUAUCGACCACCAGGCCGCGCCGCUUUCAACGCUUGCCGAUGUUGCGGCUGCGUUCUCCUGCGAGGCGUUGAAGGCUGAUGUAACCGCCUUCAAUUUGAUGGAUUCCGGUGACGGUCACACCUCCAAGGAGGAAGUUGGGGUCGCAGGUGAUGUGAGGGUUCUGCUUAACGGGUCCAAGUUUGUCGGGAAGGAUAAGCUUACAUCCAUUGCGAGGGUUCCGGAGGUUCAUGGGUCUGUUAGGGUGCAGGCGAAACUGGUGCAUUCUCAGAUCAGGGUUAAGUUGAAUUCGGGGAAGAGUGAGCUUGGGAGUGGGGAAGCUGUUUCCACGAUGCUGUUCGGGUUGGUGAAGGCGCUCUGUGAUCUGGGAGAUUGUAGCUUUGCUCGUGCGCAAAGUAACUUAGGGUGCAUAGGUAGUGAUGGUUUGAAGUCGGGUCUUGCGGAAAUAUUUGGAAAUGAAUGCCCAACUGAUGUUGAUUUGAACAAUGGUUUCAAUGCGGCUUUAAUCUUGGUCGCUCGAAAGCAGUAUGGUCAGUUUGCAUGUGAAGUCAAUAAGCUCUUGGGGCUUGUGUGGAAGAUUCUGGCAUGGGAAGCUUUGACUGCAUUUGCUGUACUCGAGGCUGCUGAGCUGAGUGAAAGGAUCCAAGGUGUUCAGGAAAAUGGAGAGCCUUCAAAAGUCGAUAAGAAGAAGAAGAAGGCUGUUUUAGGGAAAGGAACUAGUUCAAUUUUGACAUUGAUCAAGGAGAGGUUGUUGAGUGAAGAGCAGAAGGCUGUCCAGAGUUCACGGUCAUUGAAGACAUGGGUGGCAGAUUUUAUAUCGAUUUUGGAUUUGUCAAAACCUGAAUUUGAUGAUUUUCUAUUGAAAGUAAAGGAUAUUGUGGAAAGCAAUGAAAGCAGAAGAUUGCCCAAGAUUCCUAAGGGCACUCGUGAUUUUGCAAAAGAACAAAUGACAAUUAGAAAGAAAGCAUUUUCAAUAAUAGAACAAGUUUUUGAGAGGCAUGGUGCCACAGCCUUGGAUACUCCUGUUUUUGAAUUGCGAGAUACUCUCAUGGGAAAAUAUGGAGAAGAUUCGAAGUUGAUUUAUGAUCUUGCUGACCAGGGUGGGGAGCUCUGUUCUCUGAGGUAUGACUUGACGGUUCCAUUUGCUAGGUUUGUGGCGAUGAAUGGUCUGACAUCGUUAAAAAGGUACCAAAUAGCUAAGGUCUACAGAAGGGACAAUCCAUCUAAGGGAAGAUACCGUGAAUUUUAUCAAUGUGACUUUGAUAUUGCUGGUCCAUCUGAAAAAAUGGCUCCAGACUUUGAGGUUGUUAGAAUUUUGACUGAACUGCUUGAUGAGCUGAACAUUGGGGAAUAUGAGAUAAAGUUGAAUCAUAGAAAGCUAUUGGAUGGCAUGAUGCAAAUAUGUGGAGUACCUCCGGAAAAGUUUAGGACUAUAUGUUCAAGCAUUGAUAAGUUAGACAAACAGUCUUUUGAACAGAUAAGAAAAGAAAUGGUGGAAGAGAAAGGAUUAACUGCUGAGACAGCUGACAGAAUUGGAACUUUUAUUAUAGAAAAAGGACCUCCUUUAGCAUUAUUAUCUAAAUUCAAACAAGAAGGCAGUGCUUUCUUGGAAAAUGUUGGAUCUGUUGAUGCAUUGAAUGACCUGGAAAUUUUAUUUAGAGCUCUGGAUAAAUCAAAACGCAUUGAUAAAGUGGUUUUUGACUUGAGUCUUGCCAGAGGUCUUGAUUAUUAUACCGGAGUUAUAUUUGAAGCUGUUUUUAAAGGGGGUGCUCAGGUUGGUUCAAUUGCUGCUGGUGGCAGAUAUGAUAAUCUGAUAGGGAUGUUUGGUUCAAAGCAAGUUCCAGCAGUUGGUGUAAGUCUGGGAAUUGAGAGAGUAUUUGCAAUAAUGGAGCAGAAUCAGAAGGAUCAGAACCAGCUGGCUCGGCCAACCAAGACAGAGGUGCUAGUGAGCAUAUUGGGGAAUGACCUAACACUAGCUGCAGAGCUAACUGGUGAACUGUGGGAUGCUGGGGUGGAUGCUGAAUUUUUGGUGAAUAAAAGAAGACAGAAGCACUUUGACUAUGCAAAAGAAUCAAGGAUCCCUUGGAUGGUACUUGUUGGUGAAAAGGAAAUAAAAGAAGGCAUUGUGCUAUUGAAAAACCUUGAGGCCAAUAAUGAUGUAAGCAUUCCUAGAGGAAGUUUUGUGGAGGAAGUUCGGAAACAGUUGAACCCAUAAGGUCCAGUACUUACAUCAAAAUUGGCCGAAUAUAGGUUUUGCUGACAUUUGAUUUUCAUUUUUAUUUACCAAAUUUAGUUGAGGAAAUGACAUAUAGUAUCAAGAUAUUUUGUAAUGCAAUAGGUUAUUCCGAACUUUGGCUUCUGAUCUAAGCUGGAAAAGAACUGUCCCUUUUAUGUUUUCAUAUGUGAAACUUUUGGGGCUUGUUUCUUUCAUGUUCUUUUUAAAAAUUCUUUCAAGAUGCUUUUGGUUGUGUAGAACGAAGAAAAAUUUGGGUGAAUUGUGAAUUUGUGAUGUUUUUAGAUUUUCA
Molecule: messenger RNA, 3019 nt
Organism: Lotus japonicus
Lineage: Eukaryota; Viridiplantae; Streptophyta; Magnoliopsida; Fabales; Fabaceae
Product: histidine--tRNA ligase, cytoplasmic
Exons: 7
Coding region: 106-2709 (867 amino acids)
Biological process (GO): mitochondrial translation; histidyl-tRNA aminoacylation
Cellular component (GO): mitochondrion
Molecular function (GO): histidine-tRNA ligase activity; ATP binding
Source: RefSeq, a predicted model, not a curated record